Molecule: messenger RNA, 1280 nt
Organism: Cicer arietinum (chickpea)
Lineage: Eukaryota; Viridiplantae; Streptophyta; Magnoliopsida; Fabales; Fabaceae
Product: aspartic proteinase CDR1-like
Biological process (GO): proteolysis
Cellular component (GO): extracellular region
Molecular function (GO): aspartic-type endopeptidase activity
Source: RefSeq, a predicted model, not a curated record
AUGGUUUAUCCUCAAACACUUGUUCAUCCAUGCUUUGCUAUCAUAUUUAUGUUGUUCAUACAAUUCCAUCUUUUUACAAACAUUGAAGCUCAGAAUGGUGGUUUCUCCGUGAAACUGAUUAGAAAAAACUCUUCCCAUGUUUCAUACAAUCCAAACACUGCUGAAUCCCCUGUUAGUGCUUAUAAAAGUGAGUAUCAAAUGGAACUCUCUAUUGGAACUCCACCAACAAAAAUCUAUGCUGAAGUAGACACAGGUAGUGACCUUAUAUGGUUCCAAUGUGCUCCUUGUCCUAAUUGCUACCAACAAAUCAACCCAUUGUUUGAUCCUCAAAGCUCCUCAACUUACACCAACAUCCCCUGUGGAUCUGACUCAUGUAGUAAACUCGGUUCGACCACGUGUUCUCCCGAUCAACUGAAUUGCAUCUACACCUAUUCCUAUGCCGAUGAUUCCACAACACAAGGCUCAUUGGCGCAGGAAACAUUUACAUUAAAUUCAAACACAGGGGCACCUGUGUCUUUUCCAGGCAUUACUUUUGGUUGUGGACACAACGACAAUGGUUUAUUCAAUGAACGUGAAAUGGGUUUAAUAGGUCUUGGAAGAGGAACAGUUUCACUUAUUUCUCAAAUAGGUUCUUCAAUUGGAGGAAACUUUUUUUCUCAAUGUUUAGUUCCAUUCAACACUGAUCCAAGUGUUACAAGCACAAUGAGUUUUGGUACAGGGAGUGAAGUAACAGGGGAUGGUGUGGUUUCUACAUCUAUGUUUACUAUAGAUGAGUUCCCAACACAAUAUUUUUCUAUCUUACUAGGCAUUAGUGUGGAAGAUGUUAAUAUUCCCUUUAAUAAUGAUCCUUCAAUUGAAAUUACAAGUGGUAACAUGAUGAUAGAUUCAGGUACACCAGUAACUUAUUUACCAGAAGAAUUUUAUAACAAAGUGUUAUCAGAAGUGAAAAACAAGAUUUCAAUGCAACCUGCUCCGGGUUCUAUGUAUUUAGACCUUUGCUAUGGAACUCCGAAUCUUGAAGGACCAACAAUUACGGCACAUUUUCAAGGAGGAGAUGUAGUUUUAACGCCAACUCAAACCUUCAUUCCACUAGAAGAUGGUCUUUUCUGCUUUGGAUUCGCCGCCACUAAUACUGUGUAUGGUGUUUAUGGCAACUAUGCGCAAUCAAAUUACUUGAUUGGCUUUGAUUUGGAUAAACAACUUAUCUCCUUCAAGCCAACGGAUUGCACCAAGUUUUAGAGUUCUCUAUCAUAAUUGUUCAGUAGCUUUAAUAUUUUAUA